Molecule: messenger RNA, 3090 nt
Organism: Durio zibethinus
Lineage: Eukaryota; Viridiplantae; Streptophyta; Magnoliopsida; Malvales; Malvaceae
Gene: CAX11
Product: cation exchanger 11
Biological process (GO): monoatomic cation transport; transmembrane transport
Cellular component (GO): membrane
Molecular function (GO): monoatomic cation transmembrane transporter activity
Source: RefSeq, a predicted model, not a curated record
GAUCCAAAAACAAGCAAAACAGCCCAAAAACCAUGGAUCCAAUGAUCAUUUACAUCCAAAGCAGCACUUCCCACUGAAAACCCGAAGAUCUACAGAAACUACCUGUCCCCUCCACAUUUCCUUCCAGCUUCACUUUCAUUUCCUGCAAGAACUGAUAAACUGCCAGUCCACCAAAUUUCCAUCGAUCAAUCAAAAGAAAAGUUGGAACCUUUCAAGAAAUAGGGAGUCUCAAAAACUCCCAAAGUUCCAGUCUUUUCGAUCUUAAUGGCAUGGCCUUCUCGUUUCCAUCCUUCCUCAAACCCACACUUCUUUCCGUAGCUCUCCUUUCCUCUCUCUUCUUCUUCUUCCUUCAAGCCCCACCAAAACCCCCAUUAGUCCCCCAAAGAUCCCUCCUUUCAAUUUCUUGUUAUUCCCAACAUUCUUCUGAUAAUGCCCUCAUUAACUACGUCUCCAUCCAUUACUGUCUUUUCAAUGAAAAUUUUUUCCUUUCAAUUCCUUUCCUUUCUCUUCUCCUUCUCCUGGACUUUUACAUUCUCAUCAAAACAGCCCAAUCCCAUUUCUCCAUUGUCACCACGAAGCUCUCUUCUCUCCUGAACUUGUCCCCUUCCAUGGCUGCUGUCACUCUUUUAGCCCUUGGAAAUGGUGCCCCAGAUGUCUUUGCCUCCCUCCAUGCUGUCCGUACGGGUCAUUACAGAAUUGGGUUUGGCGCAAUAUUGUCGGCUGGGACUUUUGUCUCUGCCUUUGUGGUUGGCUUUGUUGCUAUCUAUGCAUCACCUUUUGGGGUAAAACCUGUUCCUUUUAUUAGGGAUGUGUUGUUUUAUUUGGUUGGGGCAUUGUUUUUGUUCUAUGUCUAUUUGAGUGGGGAAAUUUUUGUGUGGCAAGCUGUUGGUUUUGUUGGAUUUUAUAUGUUUUUUGUUGGGUUUGUGUUUUGGAUGGAUUUUGGAACUGAGAGAGAGAAGGAGGAGAAGGAGAUGGUGGCAGAAGAUUGCCGUUUGCUGGAUAAAGAUUGUGAGAUUGGAGAGGUUGAGAGGAGUUUCAAAGGAGAGAAGGAGGCUUUCGGAAUUGCAGGAGUAUAUGAAAUGAUCUCUAAAGCAUGGGAGGUUCCUAUCUCAUUUCUUCUAAGGCUCACAAUUCCACAAAUUUCCCCUUCUGAAUGGAAUAGACUCUACCUAUCUGCCAAUAUUGCCCUUUGCCCUCUGGCCCUAUUAAAUGCUUGCAACUCAUUCAUGCCAUUUGAUCACCCCAUAGUGUUCCUCCUUCCAAACACUCGUUUCCCACUCUGGUUUGUAGUACUCUUUGCAAGCUUCUCUCUGGCCAUCCUUCACUUUAUAUUGGAAAAAGAACCUCCAAAGAGCGAGCAAAUGCUUGUAGUGGUUGUGGCUUUUGUAAUGAGCGUGUUCUGGAUAUCCACUGUUGCUGGCGAAUUGCUGAACUGCUUAGCAGCUCUUGGAUCACUUCUUCAAUUGCCUCCGGCACUCCUUGGACUCACAGUACUUGCAUGGGGAAACUCCGUGGGAGAUCUUGUGGCUGAUGUUGCACUUGCCAAAGCAGGCCAUCCGGCAUUGGCCAUGGCUGGGUGCUUCGCUGGGCCAAUGUUUAAUAUGCUUGUUGGGCUUGGAACAGCUUUAGUAAUGCAAACAGCUAAUGUUUAUCCAAAAGCCUACCAGCUUCAUUUUCACAUUGGUAUUAUUAUUGCAUUUGUCUUCUUGCUUUUGAGCCUGAUGGGAUCUCUAUUGGUUAUAAUUUGGUCUAGAUUCCGGGUGCCUAGAUUUUGGGGAUUCUGCCUUGUUGGCCUUUAUAUCGUUUUCACACUAGUUAGCUUGAUCAUUACUAAGUUUUCUUGGUGAUUGAUCUGAUCCACUAAGCUGAAGAAUUCAAUUCAUUUAUGCUGAUGUAUGGAGAUUGGAGAACUUCAAAAAGGUACUACAUGUUGCUUGUCUCAGCGUUGCGAGGUGCCAGAUUAUUAUAUAUUAAUUAUGUCAAAGGAGGAUGAAUACAAAGGAAUUGUGGGGGGGUUUUUGCCUGCAAAUUCUAUAUAGAUAACUUUUAUCUUGGGAGGGAAUUGUAUUCUUCAUAUCCAGCACUUCUUAGAUUCUCCAAUAUUAUAAUGAAUGUUUUGUUUAUAGCAAAUUAGAAUAAUAUAUAAACCAGAAUAAUUUAUCUGAUAGGACAACAGUCUGAGCAUAGUGUGAUUUAUUUGUAUUCAAUAGAUGUAUAUUGGUAUUCAUUAAUGAAAUUCCACAACUUUUUGUUCUUACACAAAGGUUUACAUGUUCAUUGUUGGAUUUUGUUUUAGUUUUAACGGGCAGAACCCUUGAUUUGGUUAAAAGAAGCCCCAAAAAACUACAAUACCAACCUAGUACGAACCAUUUUCUUGAUGAUUCUCCUGGUUUGAUGAAUGCUUAAACUUAGUUCUGACAACUACAUAUGCAAUGAAAUUUUCAGCAUUAUCAAUAGCAACUGACUGCUACUAUGAAGGCACUGGCAGAUACAAAAGUUUUGCUGCCGGUAUGGAGGGUUUUCCUCCGGUGGCCAACUGGAGCUGAGGCCGGUGGGAAUGCUCCCAUCGUGCUGCCUGGUGUGGUUGAGGUCAAAAAGUGACCCUCACUGUGCCGGACUGGAGGGCAUGUGGGUUCCGAAACGAGCUUUAAAAACCUUGGAGAAACAGUUCAUUAGAACUGGAUUAUCCUGUACAGUGGAAUGUGCAAACUAUUCCGGUUCAGACUGGAACAUUACUAGGUAUUGGAUGUUUAGCUUCUGGAUCUUCCUGUUAGCCUGAUGAGAGAUCUUUCCAUAUGUUAAAAUGGUUUACCAAUUUGAAUUUACAUGUAAAUUUACUCUAAAAAACCUGACUUUGUAACAUGCCAUGAACAUAUUUAACCUCAAGCAUCACCACCUGAAUAUCUAACAGGAAAAAAAAAAAAAACCAAAAUCUGACUUGCAAGCUUGAACCAAACCAAUGUCAUUUCAUUCUGAAGCAGGCAAACACACCACAAAAAUAAUAAUAAUAUAAAAAAGAGCCACCCCAAAACCCAAAUAACCCAUAACUGCAUUUCAUUGAAAAGGGUAAUUUCGUCAGAAAACCAAAAA